Molecule: messenger RNA, 752 nt
Organism: Oxyura jamaicensis (ruddy duck)
Lineage: Eukaryota; Metazoa; Chordata; Aves; Anseriformes; Anatidae
Gene: MRPS24
Product: mitochondrial ribosomal protein S24
Exons: 4
Coding region: 1-696 (231 amino acids)
Biological process (GO): translation
Cellular component (GO): mitochondrion
Source: RefSeq, a predicted model, not a curated record
AUGGGGACAGCAGGUAUGGGGACAUGGGAUGGGGACAGCAGGGACACAGGGCAUAGGGACACUAGGGAUGGGGACAGUGGAUAUGGGGACACCAGGUAUAGGGGACACCACCUAGGAGUAGUGGUGGCCCUGGGGACCCCGCACAAGCUGUCCCAGGACCCUGGGGGGGCCCCGGGGCCACCUUGUGCUCCUCACCCCCUCCCACCCCACCAGGCAGCACCCCGUGGCGUCCCCGUCCUCGGCCACGUCCCCGUCCUCGCUGCCACCCGCCACCUCCACACCACCUCCGCCUGCCUCAAGACGCGGGCGGCGCGGGUGCGCGUGGGGAAAGGGGACAAGCCGGUCACCUACGAGAAGGCGCACCCACCCCACCACAUCGCCCACCGCAAGGGCUGGCUGUCCCUGCACACCGGAAACCUGGACGGGGAACUGGGGGCGGCGGAGAGGACGGUGGAGGACGUCUUCUUGCGCAAAUUCUUCCACGGCACCUUCCCCGGGUGCUUGGCCGACGAGGUGGUGCUGAAGCGGCGCGCCAACGCCCUGGUGGGCUGCCUGCUGCUGCUGCCCCACCUGGCCCCCGCCAAGCUCUGCUUCCUGGUGGGCUACGCCGAGACCCUCCUCUCGCACCUCUACAAGUGCCCCGUCCGCCUCGAGGUGCAGACGGUGCCCGCCAAGGUGGUCUACAAGUGGCUGUAGGGCCCCCCGCUGGUGGGCUCGGGGGCGGUGAGGGGGAAUAAAACGAGGCGUCGUGC